Molecule: messenger RNA, 1508 nt
Organism: Psammomys obesus (fat sand rat)
Lineage: Eukaryota; Metazoa; Chordata; Mammalia; Rodentia; Muridae
Gene: Pdgfrl
Product: platelet derived growth factor receptor like
Exons: 6
Coding region: 133-1260 (375 amino acids)
Source: RefSeq, a predicted model, not a curated record
UCCCCUGGUGAAACCGAAUCCUCCAGCUGUGGUGUCCCAGGCGCCGCCUCCCUCUGCGCCCCUGCCCUACCCUGAGCAGCCUGCCGCCCCGUCUGCAGUCCCAAACUAUUCUGCAGGUCACCAGCGCUGAAGAUGAAGGUCUGGCUGCUGCUUGGACUUCUGUUGGUACUCGAAGCUCUGGAAGAUGUUGCUGGUCAACACCCUUCUAAGAACAAGCGUCCAAAGGAGCAAGGAGAAAACAGAAUCAAACCUACCAACAAAAAGGCCAAGCCCAAGACUCCUAAAAUAAAGGACAGGGACUCCGCUGACCCGACGGCAAAGAGCCAGUCCGUCAUGAUGCAAGCCGUGGACGGCAGUCGCUUCCAGAAGCCUGCCGCCACCAUGAGUCUGAUGGCAGGGCAAACUCUAGAGCUCCGGUGUAAAGGAAGCAGAGUGGAGUGGAGCUAUCCCACCUACCUGGACACCUUCAAGGACCCCCGCCUCAGUGUGAAGCAGAAUGAACGCUAUGGGCAACUGACUCUGGUCAACUCUACCUCGGCCGACACCGGUGAAUUCAGCUGCUGGGAGCGACUGUGCAAUGGCUACAUUUGCAGAAGAGAUGAGGCCAGAGCGGGUUCCACCUAUAUCUUCUUCACAGAGAAAGGAGAGCUGUUUGUGCCGUCUCCCAGUUACUUUGACAUUGUCUACCUAAAUCCGGACAGGCAGGCUGUGGUUCCUUGUCGAGUGACAGUGCCGUCAGCCAAAGUCACACUCCACAGGGAGUUUCCAGCCAAAGAAAUCCCUGCCAAUGGAACAGACAUUAUUUAUGACAUGAAGAGGGGCUUUGUGUACCUUCAGCCUCACUCCGAUCACCAGGGUGUGGUUUACUGCAAAGCCGAAGCUGGGGGAAAGUCUCAGAUCUCCGUCAAGUAUCAGCUCCUCUAUGUAGAAGUUCCCAGUGGCCCUCCGUCAACAACCAUCUUGGCCUCCUCCAACAAAGUGAAAGGCGGAGAUGACAUCAGUGUGCUCUGCACUGUCCUAGGGGAGCCCGAUGUUGAGGUAGAAUUCAGGUGGAUCUUUCCUGGGCAGAAGGAUGAGAGGCCUGUGACCAUUCAAGACACCUGGAGACUGAUCCACAGAGGACGGGGACAUACCACAAGAAUCUCCCAGAGCGUCAUUACCGUUGAAGACUUUGAGACUAUUGAUGCAGGCUAUUACAUUUGCACAGCUCAGAAUCUCCGGGGAGAGACAACAGUGGCUACCAUUGUUGAGUUUUCCUGACUUGGAAGGUGAACUGAUGGGAUGCCCAUCUAUACCUACAGCUUUGAGGUGAUCUUAUCUCUUUUUUUAGUGCUUUGUGGGAGGCCAAUGCCAAGUGGGUCAGACAGACAUCCAAAUUAAAAGAAGUGUUACCUUUUCUGUUCUAACAAAAAGUGAGUAUUUUGAUUACUUACAGCCAUGUUUCUAGUUUUUACACCAAGAAAACAUGUAAUUAAUAUAAUAGCUUUGUAUUAAUCAUUUCUAUUAAA